AUGGAUGGGAAAGGAAAAAACCCAAUCUGGAUCCCGGACGGUUGUAAGACACGUCAGAGCAAUGGCAACAUCACAUGCCAAUGCUCUCAUCUAACAUUUUUUGCAGUACUAAUGUCACCUCCGCCUGGAAACAUAAGUUCCUCUGAUUUUCGAUCUCUGUCGUACAUCACGUCUAUUGGCUGUGGUGUGUCCAUGUUUUUCUUGGCAGUGGCUCUCUUCAUGCAUUUUACUAUCAGGAAAAACCGUGUGAGCCUUGGCAUUAAAAUCUUGAUGAAUCUCUUUCUUGCCAUGUUCACCCUGAACUUGACCUUCUUGACAAAUGAGUUAAUUGCAAACCUGGAAAUCUUUGGUGCAUGUGUGACAAUAGCUGUUUUUACACAUUACUUCAUGCUGGCUACCAUUACCUGGUUUUUCAUGGAGGCACUACACUUGUACUUUAACCUGUGGAAGAACCCCGCUGAUAUCAAACAUUACAUGAUGAAGAUUUGUGUCACAGGAUGGGUCACACCAGCUGCAGUGGUGAUUGUUCUUCUUGCCCUGAGAAUGUAUGACUACAUGGUCAUUUAUAUUGAUGAUGGCAACUCAGCUAAAAUGUGCUGGAUCUCGAAUCCCAUUCUUCACCAGGCUGUGAAUGUUGGUUACUAUGGGGUAGUUUUCAUCUUCACCAUUUGCAUAUUUAUUGCAACUGUGCAAACCAGUCUACGAUUCAAGGCUGCAAUAAGGAAAAGUCAGGACAACAACUCUGUAAACUCAAACUCGUUCUCCAUUUUGGGCCUGUUCAUCAUGUUGGGCAUCACCUGGGCCUUUGCUUUCUUCAGCCAUGGACCUCUGCUCAUAGCCUCCUAUUACAUCUUCACCAUCCUCAACUCCUUUCAAGGUUUCUUCUUGUUCAUCUACUACAUCAAAAGCAGCAAAACUGUUGCAGAGAAGGAGGCAAGAGCAGUAUCCACAGAGCCGGGAGUCUGA
Messenger RNA from Sphaeramia orbicularis (orbiculate cardinalfish), 966 nucleotides. RefSeq names its product adhesion G-protein coupled receptor G2-like. The transcript is spliced from 8 exons. Gene Ontology annotation, molecular function: G protein-coupled receptor activity. Lineage: Eukaryota; Metazoa; Chordata; Actinopteri; Kurtiformes; Apogonidae. The record is from RefSeq and is a predicted model, not a curated record. Bases 1 to 966 code for a protein of 321 amino acids. Gene Ontology annotation, cellular component: plasma membrane. Gene Ontology annotation, biological process: adenylate cyclase-activating G protein-coupled receptor signaling pathway; cell surface receptor signaling pathway.